UAAAAGUUAUAAGGCUAUUAAAGAUAGUUCAACUUCUACAUUAAGGGGCCAUAUUGCUUGUGAACAUAAACAAUUGAAUUCAGAAAUAUCUACUUCAAGACCAUUGGAUAAAUUUGUUAAAUCAAAAACAACAUUGGAACUUUCAACUGAUAUGAAUGAUGCUACAAAUCUUUCAAUACAAAAACUUGAUGACUAUUAUCCAACUUCUGAUGCAGCUAUAGGCAAUCGUUACAAAAAAGAUGACUCUAUAGUUGAGAAUGCUGAAGUUGAUGAAGAUGCUGUAAAAUUAUUUUUGAAAGAAAAGAAUUUCCGAGGCAAAAUAAUUGGAUCUUAA
Messenger RNA from Diversispora eburnea, 334 nucleotides. Lineage: Eukaryota; Fungi; Glomeromycota; Glomeromycetes; Diversisporales; Diversisporaceae. The record is from the annotation of a GenBank genome assembly.